AUGGUUCUCAGAAACUCGAACUCGCCAUUGACCUCGGAGUUCGAUGCCUUGGUACAGGAGCAGAUGGACAAAUGGAAAGUCCCAGGACUAUCCAUGGCAGUGGUUCAUGGCUCUAGCACCUGGUCAAAAGCAUAUGGAUUUGCCGAUUUUCCUGAUCGCAAAAUGACCACCGAUUCUCUUUUCUGCACUUGUAGCACGACCAAAGCAUUCACUGCAGCGGCCAUGUCUCUCGCCAUCGACGAUAGCAAGGAUACUGAAUCUCCCAUUCGCUGGGAUACACCAAUUGCGUCCAUACUUCGAGAUGAUUUUGUGUUGGAGAACGAUUAUAGCACAAUGCAUACUACCAUAGAAGACGCUCUGUCGCAUCGCUCGGGGCUAUCAACACACGAUGCGUGUUUAAAUUUAGUGGAUCCCAAAAGAUCACUGCGCGAAGCAGUUCGAAACUUGCGAUAUCUUCCUAUGGCAUAUGCUCCCCGCACUACCUUCUCUUACAACAACAAUAUGUAUAUGGCAGUAUCUCAUGCAUUGGAACAAAUCGAAGGCCGACCUCUCGGCGAGACUCUCAAGAAACGCAUUUGGGAUCCAUUAGGUAUGAACGAUACAUAUUUCUCCGUGACAGAUGUUUCGCAGGACCCAUCUCUUCGUCCUCGACUCGCGCAAGGCUACACCUGGGACCCAGACACAGACACCUACAUUGCAGAACCUUACAUGAACGAUGUCGCCGUGACUGGAGCCGGCGCCAUGGUGAGCAACGUACUCGAGUACACCAAGUGGCUACGCGCGAUGAUGUACCAAAAGGGUCCCAUCUCUCCGGAGGGCUACGCAGAGCUCUUGAAGCCGCGCACAGUGAUCUCGAAUUGGGAAGAGCUCGUCGGACCACCGCCGGCCCCAUGCCACCUCUAUGCCCUGGGGUGGUUUGUGGAUAGUUACCGCGGCGAGCCUUUCUACUGGCACAGCGGGAGCUGGCCUGGAUUUGGAAUCAAAGUGGGCUUCCUACCGAGCAAGGGGUUCGGCUUUGCUAUGAUGGGUAACACAGUCAAUGCCCGAAAUGCAGAGCUGGGGAUCUACAUGCACCUUCUGGAUCAGAUUUUUGGUGGACCAGGGAUCCCGCGCUCAGUGGGUCAGGCGACAAAACCAGAAAACGGCAAGGUCGGAGCUAAGUCCGAGUGUUUGGAACAAGCCACCAAACGGCUUUAUCCGUCUCUUCCUGAUCCUGUUCUUUCCCACUCUUUACAGUUACACCAAUAUGUUGGGAGAUACGAGCAUCCGGCGUACAGUUCCAUCACUCUAUCCCUCAAAGACGGAUAUUUGGUUGCAGAACUGCUAGACCGUGCUAUACCUUCCCUUAUCACUCUCACCCAUGCAAGCGGGGAGUUCUUUGUGGCGCAUUACUACCAACCCAAGAAAAUCGGAUCUCUCUCUGGUUACUACGCCACGGAAUUCAUAGUGGGUUCCAAUGGGAUUGCCACAGCAAUGGGUAUGGAUAUGGAACCCGCUUUGAAUGGAGAAAAGAUGUGGUUCGAUCGCAAGGACUGA
Messenger RNA from Penicillium vulpinum, 1536 nucleotides. RefSeq names its product Beta-lactamase-related protein. NCBI's taxonomy places the organism in Eukaryota, Fungi, Ascomycota, Eurotiomycetes, Eurotiales, Aspergillaceae. Bases 1 to 1536 code for a protein of 511 amino acids. The record is from RefSeq and is a predicted model, not a curated record. The transcript has 2 exons.